Beta vulgaris subsp. vulgaris (sugar beet) is the source of this 4900-nucleotide messenger RNA. RefSeq names its product ABC transporter C family member 10. Gene Ontology annotation, biological process: transmembrane transport. The transcript is spliced from 13 exons. Gene Ontology annotation, molecular function: ATP binding; ABC-type transporter activity; ATP hydrolysis activity. The record is from RefSeq and is a predicted model, not a curated record. NCBI's taxonomy places the organism in Eukaryota, Viridiplantae, Streptophyta, Magnoliopsida, Caryophyllales, Amaranthaceae. The coding region runs from base 186 to 4646 and encodes 1486 amino acids. Gene Ontology annotation, cellular component: vacuolar membrane; plant-type vacuole.
AAAGAAGGAAAUAAGUUGGACAUAUUGUAUAUAUGGGUUUUUUUAUGUGAUCGAAAUUUCAUCUUGCAAAUGGGUUUCCUCCAUUUUUCAUGAGAUUGUACCAUGGAAUAGCUUUUGCACCAGAGUCUUUUUGCUGCUAGUUUCAUAAAUUAGCUAAUCUGCAAAGAAAAGAAGGCUGAAAAGUGAUGAUGGAGAAUCUGUGGACUCUAUUUUGUGGGCAAUCUAAUUGUUCAAAUAUCAGUACCACUACUGAGCCUUGUGCUCCUCACUUAGUGUUUGUCACUCAUCCUUCUUCGUGUGUCAAUCAUGCCUUUAUUAUUUGUUUUGAUACAGUGCUUCUAGCAAUGCUUCUAUUUAACAUCAUUUGCAAAGUGUCCUCCAAGAGAGUCGAGAUACCGGCUCGUCAUUCUCGCUUUUCAACCUUGCAGAAAGUAUCUGCUGUUUUUAAUGGCUGUCUUGGACUGGUUUACAUAGGCUUAGGAAUUCUGAUUUUGGAGAAGAAGUUGAGAAGUAGUCAUUCUGCUUCACCAAUUCAUUGGUGGGUUUUAUUUUUCUUUCAAGGAGUUACAUGGUUGUUGGUAGGAUUUAGUAGUCUUAGAGGAGAGUACUUCCCAAGAGCUUCAUCGCGAAUCUUGUCCAUCUUUGCUUUCCUCUCUGCUGGAAUUUUCUGCUCUAUAGCUCUUUUUGCUGCCAUAGUUAACCACGAAACAACAAUUAAAGUGGCCCUGGAUCUUCUGUCUAUCCUAGGAGCAAGUUUGCUAUUAAUAUGUACUUACAAGGGGUACAAAAAUGAACAAAAUAGGGAGACUAACAAUGGAAAUACUCUCUACACUCCUCUGAAUGAUGGAGCUAAUGGAAACUCUAAAAUUGAUUCAGCAGCCCAAAUCUGUACAUUUUCCAGAGCUGGGUUGCUUAGUAGGUUGACAUUCUGGUGGUUGAAUCCUUUGAUGAAAGUUGGUAAGCUAAAGACUCUUGAGGAAGAGGACAUUCCUAAAUUAGGGGACGCCGAAAGAGCAGAAUUUUGUUACUUGCAGUUCAUUGACCAGUUAGAUAAACGGAAACAGAAUGACACGUCUUCACAAUCCUCAGUAUUGUGGACUAUUGUUGCAUGCCAUCGUAAUGAUAUAUUGCUCUCUGGGUUAUUUGCUCUUUUGAAAAUACUUACCCUAUCCAGUGGACCACUUCUGCUGAAUGCCUUUAUUGAGGUUGCUGAGGGUAACGAAGCCUUCGAAUAUGAAGGCUAUCUUUUGGCCAUUUCACUUUUCAUUUCUAAGAGCUUAGAAUCUUUGUCACAGAGACAGUGGUACUUCAGAAGCAGAUUGAUUGGCCUUAGAGUCAGGUCUAUGCUGACUGCAGCAAUUUACAGGAAGCAACUAAGACUAUCCAAUGCUUCCAGGAUGAAGCAUUCUGGUGGUGAGAUAAUGAAUUAUGUCACUGUUGAUGCCUACAGGAUUGGCGAGUUUCCUUUUUGGUUUCAUCAGACAUGGACUACAAGCCUUCAGCUUUGCAUUGCACUAUGUAUUUUGGUACAUGCAGUAGGACUUGCAACAGUUGCAGCUCUAACAGUGAUUGUUUUAACCGUUUUCUGCAAUACCCCCCUCGCGAAAUUACAACAUGAGUUCCAAAACAAACUUAUGGUAGCUCAAGAUGCAAGGCUGAAGGCUUGCUCUGAGGCACUUGUGAACAUGAAGGUGCUGAAACUGUAUGCAUGGGAGAAUCAUUUCAAGGAUGUAAUAGAGGGAUUAAGGAAAGUGGAAAUUAAAUGGUUAUCAGCAGUGCAAUUGCGGAAGGCAUACAAUAGUUUUCUUUUUUGGUCAUCCCCUGUAAUGGUCUCUGCUGCCACAUUUGGGGCAUGUUAUUUCCUCAAAGUUCCUCUAAAUGCCAGCAAUGUUUUCACUUUCGUGGCAACAUUGCGUCUUGUGCAGGAACCUAUCAGAUCAAUCCCUGAUGUCAUUACUGUGGUGAUUCAAGCAGGGGUUGCUUUUACACGUAUUGUGAAAUUUCUUCAGGCACCAGAGCUUCAGAAUGAGAAUGUCAAAAACAAGAGCAGAAUGGACAGCUUAGACAAUACUAUUUUGAUAAGGUCUGCAAACCUUUCCUGGGAAAUGAAUCCAUCUAAACCAACACUAAGGAAUAUAAAUUUAGAUAUUCAACCUGGUGAAAAGGUUGCGAUAUGCGGAGAAGUUGGCUCAGGCAAAUCAACAUUACUAGCAGCUAUUCUUGGUGAAGUACCAUAUGUAGAGGGAACUGUUGAAGUUUCGGGGACGAUUGCUUAUGUAUCCCAGACAGCUUGGAUCCAAACAGGGUCAAUUCGUGAUAACAUUCUUUUUGGGUCUGGCAUGGAUGAGUUAAAGUACCAAGAAACACUUCGAAGGUGUUCAUUGGUGAAGGACCUUGAGCUACUUCCUUUCGCUGACAUGACAGAAAUAGGGGAAAGAGGAGUUAAUCUAAGUGGUGGUCAAAAGCAACGGAUCCAACUUGCUCGUGCAUUGUACCAAGAUGCUGACAUAUAUCUUUUGGAUGAUCCAUUUAGUGCUGUUGAUGCACAUACCGCAACUAGCCUCUUCAAAGAGUACAUUUUGGAAGGUCUCUCUGGAAAGACUGUCUUACUUGUGACACAUCAAGUUGAUUUUCUUCCUGCCUUCCACUGUUGCUUGUUGAUGGCAGAUGGGCAGAUCCUUCAAUCAGGGUCUUAUCAUGAGUUAUUAGCCUCAAGUCAAGAAUUUUUGGACCUUGUAAAUGCACACAAAGAGACUGCUGGUACCGAAGGGCUACCUGAGGUUAGGACAUCUGGAAGACACAACAACCCUGCAAAGGAAAUCAAGAGAACCAAUGUUGAGAAGCAAAACAAAGCACCAGAAGGUGAUCAAUUAAUUAAACGAGAGGAAAGAGAAGCGGGAGAUACUGGUCUUAAGCCAUACUUACUUUACCUAAAUCAGAACAAAGGCUACUUGUACCUUUCUAUAGCUGCUCUGUGUCAUUUCACCUUUGUUACAGGCCAGAUAUUACAGAACACUUGGAUGGCCUCCAGUGUUGAUAAUCCUCAUGUUAGCACGGGAAAAUUGAUUGUGGUUUACCUUAUCAUUGGAGCCUGCUCAACAUGCUUUUUACUCUUUAGAUCUCUUGCUGUUGUUACACUGGGAAUGAAAGCAUCAGAAUCUUUAUUUUCUCGGUUAUUAAGUUCUCUCUUUCGUGCUCCAAUGACUUUCUACGACUCUACACCUCUUGGAAGGAUUUUAACUCGGGUCUCGUCCGAUCUGAGCAUUGUUGAUCUUGACGUUCCUUUCAGUCUUUUAUUUGCAAUAGGCGCUACUACGAAUGCAUAUGCUAGUCUUGGAGUGCUGGCAGUGAUUACUUGGCAAGUCUUGUUUGUCUCCAUACCAGUCAUUUACAUGGCAGUACAAUUGCAGAGAUACUAUUUUGCGACAGCGAAAGAGUUGAUGAGAAUCAAUGGCACAACAAAGUCUUUCGUUGCAAACCAUUUAGCUGAAUCAAUAGCUGGAGCCAUGACAAUUAGAGCUUUCAGGGAGGAAGAACGAUUCUUUGCUAAAAAUCUUGAUAUAAUUGAUACAAAUGCAAGCCCAUUCUUUCACAAUUUUGCAGCUAAUGAAUGGCUGAUUCAAAGGCUUGAGACUCUCAGUGCCACUGUUCUUGCAACAGCAGCCUUGUGUAUGGUUUUGCUUCCUACUGGAACUUUUAGCUCUGGGUUCGUUGGAAUGGCGCUAUCGUAUGGUCUAUCGUUAAAUAUGUCUCUGGUUUUUUCUAUUCAAAAUCAGUGCACAUUAGCCAACUAUAUUAUAGGUGUGGAGAGGCUUGAUCAAUACAUGUAUAUACCCAGUGAAGCUCCAGAGAUCAUUGAAGACUGUCGCCCUCCACAGAACUGGCCCACAGUCGGUAAAGUGGAAAUAAGCAAUCUGCAGAUAAGAUACAGAUCAGAUACACCAUUAGUUCUUAAAGGAAUCAGUUGCACAUUUGAAGGGGGAGACAGAAUUGGUAUUGUUGGUAGGACUGGCAGUGGAAAAACUACCCUAAUAGGGGCAUUGUUUCGCCUUGUGGAACCGGUAGGAGGGAAUAUUAUAGUCGAUGGCAUCGAUAUAGGUUCAAUCGGACUUCACGAUCUAAGGUCACGUUUUGGGAUUAUUCCUCAAGAUCCUACUCUUUUCAAUGGCACUGUACGAUUCAACUUGGAUCCAUUAAAUCAGCAUAAUGAUGAUGAAAUCUGGGAGGUGCUUGAGAAAUGUCAGCUUAAAGAGGCCGUCCAAGAGAAAGAUCAGGGCCUGGAUUCCCUAGUUAUGGACGAUGGAGCAAAUUGGAGUAUGGGACAACGGCAACUAUUUUGUCUAGGCCGUGCUUUAUUGAGAAGAAGCAGGGUAUUGGUGCUUGAUGAAGCAACUGCAUCAAUUGAUAAUGCAACUGACACCAUUCUGCAAAGAACAAUACGAACAGAAUUUGUUAAUUGCACCGUGAUCACAGUAGCCCACAGAAUACCAACCGUGAUGGAUUGCACAAAGGUCCUUGCCAUUGGUGAUGGACAAUUAGUGGAAUAUGAUGAGCCAAUGAAUCUCAUGAAGAAGGAAGGUUCUUUAUUUGCCCAACUUGUGAAGGAAUAUUGGUCUCAUUUCCAAUCUGCAGAUCAGUCAUAUUGAACAAAGGGCAGCAGCAACACAUACUUCAUCUUACUACUUUGAUUAUGAAGAUACACGUCACAUAUAUUUUGGCCUCGAUUCAUUUUUCAAGAAAUCAUAUUACAAAUUCUGACUCUUGUACAUAUUGGAGCUUGGUAUAUGUUAAUUAUAUGAUAGGGCACUCUUUUAGAUGAUGUAGUAAAUGCCAUGAUCAGAAACUUUCGACAGUCGAAAAGAUGAGAUUUUACAUAUUGAAAUUGAUUUAUGAUUCUCUA